Messenger RNA from Monodelphis domestica (gray short-tailed opossum), 1424 nucleotides. RefSeq lists its product as uncharacterized. Gene Ontology annotation, cellular component: nucleus. The record is from RefSeq and is a predicted model, not a curated record. Lineage: Eukaryota; Metazoa; Chordata; Mammalia; Didelphimorphia; Didelphidae.
AUGGGGGGCGGGGAGGGAAGCCCGGCCCUCCGCGGGGGUGGAGCUGCCGGGGGGAGGUCCCGGGGAGGGUCCCGGCCCGCCGUUCGGGGUGGAGCCGUCCAGGGGAGGGAUGGCUCAGGGGACGGGCCGGUCCAGCAGGACGAGGUCCGGGAGCAGGAGCCCCGGGAAGAAGGAGGCCACCGCCAUGGUCACCGGGUUCUCCUUCUUGUGCAGGAAGACAGGCUCCCCCUUGUUGGUGACCUGGGGAGGGCGGGGCGGGGCAGCCGGGAGCACCCUGACCUCCGCCUGGCGCCCCCCCCCGCCCCCCCCGCCGCCGCCCUCCUUUUCAACCGCUGGCGCUUCCUGAUCUACCUGAUGCAGGGGCCCAUCCCGGCCUGGGCCCGGAGCCCCGACGAGCAGGCCGCCCAGGACGAGAGCGCCCCGAUGUCCGCAGCGGAGGCCCCCCCCAAACGGAAGGAGGUGGCCUUCCCUCCCCAGUACCCCGUCCCGAGGACCAAGGGGAGCCCGGGCUGGACCUGGGACAAAGCACUGCACUACCCUGGGCCGCUCUCCCAACUGAUGGACCAGCAGAGCGCCCCGGCCCUCCCGGAAGUGAUGUCGGAAGUGAUGUCGGAAGUGAUGUCGAGAGCGGAAGCCGCCCCCAUGCCCUUCCGGUCCCAGCAGAAGCUCCCAGUCAGGAGAGAAGAGGAGCAGAAAUCAGAGCCCACCCUUUUCAGGAGGAGCACCCCGGGGAGCCUAGUGGAAGUGGAAGGGCAGCCGAGAGUCACCAUCCGGACCCUGUUCUCCACAAUUUCCGGGUCUCACCUGUCUAAGGCUGCCUCACCAGCGGAGACGUCCUCUUCAGGGCCCUCCAGGCCACCCUCCCAAGAGCACCCCCAGGAGCCGGGCACUGCCAACAAGCUGCCGCUCCCCCAAGAGCAGCCGCAGCCCCAGGAGCUCCCCCAAGAGCAGCCGCAGCCCCAGGAGCUCCCCCAAGACCAGCUGAAGCCCCAGGAGCUCUCCCAAGACCAGCUGCAGGGGACCAGCCGGCCUAAGGAGCGUGACUCCUCAUGGGAGCCCAGAACCCUGGCCGAAGUUAUAUUUAAAAAAUUAGAGGCCUGGGAUGCCAGGCAUCACGGGUGGGUUCUCUGCCUGCCUCGAGAAGCAGCGUCGGCCUGGUCCCGGGUCGCCACAGAGCAGCCCAAGGACAAACCGAGGGACGGGCCGGAGCCCACCCAGGCCUCACAGCCCUGCGCCAGUUUCAAGGCUCUGAGGAAGGCUAUCCAGAAGCCACCGAGCUGGCUCACCAGAGCAUGGCAACAGGGCAAAAAGGUGGUCUGCACCUGUACCAGGGGCUCCAGCUAAUCCCCUGCCCAGGCCACCUAACUGCAUUAGAUUUUUUUUUAAUUUUUUUUAAUUUUUUAAAAAUAUAUUUUAUUUGAUUA